This is a messenger RNA of Lingula anatina, 1163 nucleotides long. RefSeq names its product matrilin-1. NCBI's taxonomy places the organism in Eukaryota, Metazoa, Brachiopoda, Lingulata, Lingulida, Lingulidae. The record is from RefSeq and is a predicted model, not a curated record.
AGCUCAUGUUUGAAGACUUUUUCAUAGAAAAUAAACAGAAGCUAAUAUGGCUAUUUACUGAAGGGUUGUUUAACCAGGGCGAUCCACGACCAACAGCAACGCAAAUUAAGGAACAAGGAUGGAUUAUCUGCGUGAUUGUCAUUGGUAACCAUGGGAAUGUAGAUGGAAUUGACGACUUAGCAUCUCCAGGAUGUGUUGUCGAAAUAGGAAAUUUUGCAGAGUAUAUUUAAAUCACAAGAAAAGCACAGUGAUAUUUAUGGUUAACUUUUCGUAUCUUUUGGACUCGCAAUAACAUCCACUAUAUGUACGAGAUCCUUUCAAUGCAGACAUCGUUUGCGCAUUAUACAAAGAAAUUGCAAGAAUUGGUUCUAGACUUACCACGAUUUUAAAUUGGUUUUGAUACAGAUUACACUGGAACCGAUAUGAAGAGAUUCUGGGCACUCAUUCUGGCUGCUGCUUUGUUGCUGAACGAGUGGUGUGUGGUUAACUCUGUUCCCCGGAGGAAUGGGACAUCAACGACGGCAAGUGAGCUUUCGGGUAUUUUAAAGAAGAUUGUGUCUCCCUGUACCACCGAGCAAACCAACUGCAACAACCCUGAUCUCGAUAUUGUCUUCGCAUUGGACAGCAGUUCGAGCAUUAAUGAUACUGAGUUUAAGGCGCAGAAAUAUGCAACAAACAUGAUUGCUGAAUUCAUCGAUAGGCAUAGUCCCAUUGCCCCCGAUGGAACCCGGGUUGGUGCAUUGACGUUUGCCACUGAUGUGGUGAGAGAGUUCGAGCUGAAUGAACACACUGGUUUGGAAUCUGUUCAAGGUUACAUUGACGCGAUUGGCAGAAGAAUGGGAGGUACAAACACAAAACUGGCUUUGGAGACUGCGCAGCUCAUGUUUGAAGAUAUGUUCUUAGAGGAAAGCUGGAAGCUAAUAUGGCUACAUACUGACCGUGUGUCUAACCGGGGCGGUCCUCGACCAAGAGCAACAAGUAUUAAAAAACAAGGAUGGAUUAUCUGCGUGGUUGUUAUUGGAAACCAUGAGAAUGUAGAUGAAAUUGACGACAUAGCAUCUCCAGGAUGUGUUGUCAAAUUUGGGAGUUUUACAGAGUACGCAAAAGUCGCAAAAAAGGCUCAGGACCCAGAUCAGUUUGAUGAAUUUGGUUACCAAGGAUAA